CUCCGGUCGACGACGUCUCAGUCGAGCAUUCUGUGGCACUGAUCAUCGCAGCGCUCAACUCUUCUUGUGGCCACCAUGAUCACUCCGCGUUUCUCUUGCAGUCAGACCGAAAGUUCCGUGAUCGUCUCAAUCUACUGCCCUUCCGUUCGAGCAUCCGAUGUCGAGAUCCACAUUGAUGAGACUUUGUUCAGCAUUCAUGUCAACCCAUAUUUCCUGCGACUGACAUUCUCGCAUGCAUUGCUGGGCGAAGACGAGUCUGCCGCAACAUAUGAUCCCAGCACUGGCUAUCUUACCGUGACCUUGCCGAAGGAGGUCAAGGGACAAGAAUUCAAAGACCUGGAUUUGCUAGCAAAACUUCUCGCUCCCCGUCCUCCAGAGGCGUCGUCCGCACAGCCGUUGAUCGAGGUUCUUCAUUCAGAAGAUACAAACCAAGAUGAAGAUGAAGAACUGGCCGAUAGAACACGAGCUCUGACCUUGGAGCAGCGUCAGAUUCUGGAGGCGGCACAAAAUGACUGGCAGCUAAUUCAGGAAGUUCAAGAUCCUCUCCCGUCCUUGCACACAACAACUGAACGUCACUAUGGGUUCCUGAAUAUGCAUACGGGAUUUUUGCGACAUGUCGCCCACACCGAGAACGAAGUGAACGAACUUGGUCCUGAUGCAGAGUCAUAUCUACUAGACGAACGACGGAAAUGUCGUUUGCAACACGAGGAAGACAAAUGGGACGAAGAACAUUACAUAGCCGACUUCAUGGAAGACGACUAUAUACAAGAACUCAUUACAUGGCCACAUCCUGAGGCUACUCCUUCUGAUGACUUUCUUUUCACUGAAAAAGAAAACAUGACCAUGCUUUGCCUGCCCCGCAAAGAAUAUCUCGCCACUCCCAUGCAAACGCGCCAUCUCUAUCUCACCUUGUUGACUUUGCUAUUCUCAUAUGUGUACGAGACACGAACGACGCAGCACGAUCCGACGCCAGAAAGUGCUUGGACCAUCAGCGUUUUGACCCCAGCUUUCUCCGCGUUGGAUCCACCACCUUACAUGGACGAGUCGCCGCUGUCAGAUCCGUUAAAGUUUGACGUAGCAGCAUUGACGGCAACGUUCACGGCCUCAUACCGCCGCUCACUCGCGUUCCCGCUAUACCGGUCGUUCGCGUUAGCCGAGAAAUGCCGUGCAGACGUCGCCGCGAUCCUUGCAAGAGGGAAACGCGUGGUCACCCGCUGCCUUCUCGAGAUGAAGCACAUUCUCGACCAUCACGAGGUGUAUUAUGUGUAUAGCAAAGUAUGGGUGGAGGAUUUCUGUGUAUGGAUGCUUGCAUAUGCCAGGUGAUGCCGGAACUUCACUUGGUGCCCCAAAAAUUAUGGCUGAUCUCUUGGCGGCUCUAGUGAUGACGUGUUGAGGGAACUAUCGCAAGCCGUCAUCGGGUUCAAGAUGCAGAAGAUCUC
Messenger RNA from Laetiporus sulphureus 93-53, 1439 nucleotides. RefSeq names its product SHQ1-domain-containing protein. Gene Ontology annotation, cellular component: cytoplasm; nucleoplasm. NCBI's taxonomy places the organism in Eukaryota, Fungi, Basidiomycota, Agaricomycetes, Polyporales, Laetiporaceae. Bases 76 to 1323 code for a protein of 415 amino acids. The record is from RefSeq and is a predicted model, not a curated record. The transcript is spliced from 5 exons. Gene Ontology annotation, biological process: box H/ACA snoRNP assembly.